Molecule: messenger RNA, 4922 nt
Organism: Antechinus flavipes (yellow-footed antechinus)
Lineage: Eukaryota; Metazoa; Chordata; Mammalia; Dasyuromorphia; Dasyuridae
Gene: CRKL
Product: CRK like proto-oncogene, adaptor protein
Exons: 3
Coding region: 7-918 (303 amino acids)
Biological process (GO): positive regulation of ERK1 and ERK2 cascade
Molecular function (GO): protein binding
Source: RefSeq, a predicted model, not a curated record
GCGGCCAUGGCGGCGGCGCGCUUCGACUCCUCGGACCGCUCGGCCUGGUACGUGGGCCCGUUGUCGCGGCAGGAGGCGCAGGGCCGGCUGCAGGGCCAGCGGCACGGCGUCUUCCUAGUGCGCGACUCGUCCACCUGCCCCGGCGACUACGUGCUGUCCGUGUCGGAGAACUCGCGCGUGUCCCACUACAUCAUCAACUCGCUGCCCAACCGGCGCUUCAAGAUCGGCGACCAGGAGUUCGAGCACCUGCCGGCGCUGCUCGAGUUCUACAAGAUCCACUACCUGGACACGACCACGCUACUCGAGCCCGCGCCCAGGUAUCCAAGCCCGCCCAUGGGCUCUGCCUCAGCACCCAACCUGCCUCCCACAGAAGAAAAUGUGGAAUACGUGCGGACUCUGUAUGAGUUUUCUGGGAAUGACCCCGAAGACCUGGCCUUCAAGAAGGGUGAGAUCCUGGCCAUCGUUGAGAAACCCGAGGAGCAGUGGUGGAGUGCGCGCAACAAGGAUGGGCAGGUGGGGAUGAUUCCUGUGCCUUAUGUAGAAAAGCUGGUGAGAUCUUCCCUCCACGGGAAGCACGGAAACCGCAAUUCCAACAGUUAUGGGAUCCCCGAACCCGCUCACGCCUAUGCCCAGCCUCAGACGGCCAAUCCUCUGCCAGCGGUCUCCAGUCCUCCGGGGGCAGUGAUGAGCCCCCUGCCCUCCACCCAGAAUGGACCUGUCUUUGCAAAAGCAAUUCAGAAGAGAGUCCCGUGCGCCUAUGACAAGACUGCCUUGGCCUUAGAGGUGGGUGACAUUGUAAAAGUGACAAGAAUGAACAUCAAUGGUCAGUGGGAAGGAGAAGUCAAUGGCCGCAAAGGGCUCUUUCCUUUCACACACGUCAAGAUCAUUGACCCUCAAAAUCCAGAUGAAAACGAGUGAUUCCUGUUACCCACCGUAUGCUGCUGCUGCUCCUGCUUCAUGUUCUGGCUCUCAUUAGUAGCAUCCUCUGAAAUGGGAUUCCAUUCUCUCACAGGCAAGCUAGGGAGCCUGGCACAGCUCUCCGGCUUGCUUCCGUUUGGAGGUCUUUUCUACACAUCUGGAAUGCACACAGCUGGCAGCCUUCGGGCAUCGUAUCGUCGCUGGAUUGUCUCAGACUUAGCCAAUUGUAGGACUUUUUUUGGAGUUUAGCUUGAAAGCCCUAGCGGAAGUACACGGGAAAAAAGACAUUGAGGAGGAAAAGGUCUGUUUCCCUCAUUCGGAUGCUCUCUUGGCUUCAUCCCGUCAAAUUCAGUUGAAGAAAGAAAGCAUUUGGCAAUUAUACUUGAACUUGGUGCAUAGCUCGCCCUCCAACUUGGUGUGCCAUCUUCAUCUUGUUGUUGAGAGGAGAAAUCAUAGAACGAGAAGAUGAGAGAAUUCUGUCCUAUCACAGUAAAAGCCGAAUUGGAACGUGGGAAAAGAAUCAUUGGAAUUGUGUAUUCUGAACAGUUAGAAAUUAUGAGUUUUCUCAAUACAGGGGAUUCUGCUUGCCUCUGAGCUUCGAAGGUAAAGUUUCUUUGAUUUAAAGAAAGAACUACAUUGAAGCCAAGGCCCAUCUUUAUGUCAUGUCUUCAUUGUUGUAAAUGGUAGCCUGUUUUUCCAUGUGAUAAACAAACAAACAAAAAAAACCCAUUAUAUUUAAUUCCAACUUUCCAAAUGUUGUAAACGAUAGAAAACAGACUUCAAGGAGACAUACGUCCUUUCACUUCUCCCCAGUGAAACCAUCCAGAUUCUGCACGUGCACACAUACAUACACACACGGAGCCAUUCUUUUAUUUUUCUGGUCUGCUUUCAAUGAAUGCCCAUUUUAAAGGUGAACCAGCAAAAACUUCCCUAGGGAGAUUGUUCUCUGAGCCUAGGAGUUGGAUCCACCUCUGUGGAAAGUGAACAAUCUCUUUGCCCUUCCAGAGGCUGGAGAGAGCAGUCAGGCUCCAGGCUGGGUUGCAUUAUCACCAGCUGGAGAUACCCAGAGUUUGGGCUCCUCUUGGGCAGACUCAAGAGAUCCAGGAAAAGCAGGGUACUAGUUGGCUAGACCUACCAGUAGAGCUUUUGUAAUGCAGGAUAAUCUUGCUCCAUUUUUUAAAAGCCCCUUGAUUACUCAUAGCAAUAGGAAAAGGCAUUCAGACUUGAUCUGUUGCAAAUAUGUGACUUGGGAAAUUUUAACACACUUACAGAAAUUCAAACUUUUAAUACUAUUUUCUGCCAGAUAUUAGUAAAAGGAAAGGCAGAAGUUCAAACAGAAAAUCAGCACUGACUAUAAACAUAGAAAGAGCCCCUUAAUUAGUGCAUUUGGUCUUUUGGUCUGCCCUUCCUACUGACUUAUUUUUUUAGUCUUUAUAUAUUUGCAACUUAGAAUGUGUUGUGUGUUUUUGAGCCAAAGCUCAUAGACUCUUGGAUUGUUACAACUGGAAGAGAUGCAGCAUAGAAUUCCUCACCACAAAACAAGCUAAGUUUUAUAGCCGAGGAGACUGAGGUCCAGAAGGGAGGGUUGAAGCCCAGAAGCCAGCUCUGCUUCCCCCUGUGCCGCACAUAGGACAGAAGAGGUGGCUGCCCAACAGCCGAGUCCAGCACGGUCGCGCUCAUGAGCAUCGCGAAAUUCACGAAGAAACUUGUUUUUUUUUUUUAAAUUUUUAUUUAAUAAUUACUUUAUAUUGACACUCGUUUCUGUUCCAAUUUUUUUUCCCUCCCUCCCUCCACCCUCUCCCCUAGAUGGCAAGCAGUCCUUUAUAUGUUGGAUAUGUUGCAGUAUAUCCUAGAUACAAUAUAUGUUUGCAGAACCGAACAGUUCUCUUGUUGCAUAGGGAGAAUUGGAUUCAGAAGGUAUAAAUAACCCGGGAAGAAAAAACAAAAAUGCAGAUAGUUCACAUUUCAUGAAGAAACUUGAACGAUAAAAUUGAGAAAUUUGAGCCGAUCGGAGUUGGCCUGGAUUUCCCCAGCCGGUGACUAGUCCCCAUAGGCUGUGUGUGCAAUGACCUACUUCAAAAAUGCCUUCUCUUCAGCCAACAUUUCCACAACUACUUGAAGCUAUUUAUCAAUCUGUCCUACUGAAAAUGUGCCCGUUCUGGUUCCCCUCCUUCUGCCAAAAGCCAAGGUCCAGCACGGUGUUCGCCUCCAACGGCCCCAGGAUCAGCCUUGAAUCCACUCAACCCUUUUGUGCAUUCACUGUCGGACUUGCCCCCCGUCACACCUUCCAAAGAGAGCUCUCCUUCCCGGCCCUGGCGAUCUGUGAAGGGGGCAAGCCCGCCUGGUUUCUGAAAGACAAAGUGCUCCCUGGGCCACAUCUGACUCCGUUUCGGUCCUCCCGAGGAGUCAGGGCUUGCUUGCAUGCUGGGUGUAGAUGAAUUUUCCUUUGACUUGCUCUUCCCAGUCAUCUUCUUGUCCUGUGUGGGUUCAUGUAGGUCACCAAGCAAUAGAUCAGAAAAUGUUGGAGGUCAAGGGGGUAACCCCCGUAUUUAUCUUUUACACUAAAAUGCACAGGUUCCCCAAGGGGGUACAUGUUUCUAGUGCUGCCGAGCAUGUUCUGGAACCUGGGAGCAUAAUUCAGGAUCCAUGAAGAGGCUGAGCAGAGUCCUAGAGACUAGGACUCUUAGAACUGUAAUGGUCUGGGGAGAGCUCUGCUCUGUUCUGGAAGAAGCUGGAUUUGGAGCCAAGCCCUAGGGGUUGAGUCUCGCCUCAGCUGCUCUCCGACUUGGUCACUGGAGGCAAGUCCCCUCUCCUCUCUGGGACUGGAUGCCUUUUAGUGUCCCUUCCAACUCUUAAAUUGCUCCGAACCUAUGAGCCCAAGUCACCGCCACAUUCUACAGAAAAAGGGGUGUGAGAGAAGUUCAGAAGGGACAAGCUCCGCGAGAGCUUCCCCUGGCCCGGCCCCAUUCUGAGUGCUCCCCUCAGCUCGCAGACAGAGUUUCCCAACGGCCCUGUCUGCUGUGAGUCUGUUCUCUGCCCUGGGAGGAUUGCAUGCGCUCCGUGGGCAAGCGUUUCCCUCUGAGCCGCUGCUUGUGCUGCUUGCUACCCUCCCUGCUUUGUCUGUCGCCCCGAUCUCUGGGGGUUCCGUGAGCCAUCACUGUGGUUCCGUCGGGACUUGGUGGUCCCGAGGCUUUGGAUUCAAUGCACUGUUUAAAGGGCUCACAUGCCACCCCUUGUUCUUCUGUCAUUCGUGGACUGAGAAGGAGCUCCUGGGCCUUUGAGCUUCAGCCAGGUCCCCGGUCCAAGUUGACGAGGUAGGUGAUGUCGCCCGACUUGGGUCAUUAGCCCCAUGUGCCUGUCUUCGUGCUUCUGGCUUGGUCUCAAAGGGAGACUCCCCAUGCCCCUGGCUCCCUGGGCCUGUGCUCAGCCACUCACACUGCUUGGGAGGAGCCCGGGGACAGUGUGGAUCCCGGGGCCUCUGACCCGAAGCUGCUCAGCUGCGUCUGGGGAAGGAGACGGCUGUGGAGUUUGGUUUUCACACAGCCUUGCCAACUAAUGCCGAAGAGCACGGGGCCCGGGACGAGGGCGUUCCGUGGUGCCGGCCUCAGGCGCCCAACUUUUUCCUCAGCAGACGAGGUCCCUCUGCACGAGGGACGGCUGCUUGGCUUCCGAGACGGGCGUCACUGUGCUUUCCAGCCCCCAAUGGGACAGAUGAUGACUCUUUCAACCUGUAACUUAAAAAUCAUGAACUUCAGGCAAUAAUAUUUUCUGUGUAAGCUUUUAAAAUUAUUUUUGGGGGAUCAUAGCUUGUUUUAUUUUGUGCUAUAAAAUUAACAGUAUUAAAUGACUUCUAUUCUUAGAAUACAUCGAGUGUCUUUUCUUAACAGAUUAGUGCCUUUUUAUUUUCCUACUCCAUUGAUUCCAUAGUACUGGGCCCAGCAUCAAAGCCAGUGUUUUCAGUGGCCUGUUUGUACACUGUCUGAAUAAAUCUUGCAUCAACUCGA